AUGGCAGAGGGCCUGAAGUUUGAAGAUGUGGCCAUUUUCUUCUCUCAAAAGGAAUGGGAAUGCUUGCACUCUACCCAAAAGGAUUUGUACCGAGAUAUAAUGUUGGAAAAUUAUAACAACCUGAUCUCACUGGGACUUUCUGAUUCUAAGCCAGAUGUGAUCUCCUUAUUGGAACAGGGGAAAGAACCCUGGAUUGUUAAAAAGAAGGAGAUAAAAGAAUGGUGCCCAGAUUGGGAGUCCAGAAGAAAAACCAAGAAUUUGCCUCCAAAGGAGGGCAGUUAUGAAAUUAAAUCAUUGCAACCAAAGAUAUCAAAAAGACCUAUAAGUUCUAACCUUGUGUGCACUCGGGUCAAAAAUAAUAGUGAAAUCAAAUGCUACUUGGAGAAACAACAGGAUGGACAUUUCAGACCAAUGGUAAUGACCUCUAAAGAAAGGUCUGCUUCUAUUCAGUGUACAGUCAAUAGACUACCUCACAUAAUUCAUUCUGGAGCGAAAUGUGAAUGCAAGGAAUAUAAAGAAGCUUUCAGUUACCAAGCAUGCCACCUGCAACAUGAAAGCAGUCAUAAUAAGGGGAAAAACUCUAAAUGUGGAGACUAUGGUAAAGCCUUUAAUAGUAGAUCAGGCUUGAUUAAACAUCAAAUAAUUCAUGAAAGAAAGAAAAGUAAUGAAUAUGAGAAAUGUGCUUUUAUUCAUGACUCUGAAAUUACUACACCUCAAAGCAUUAAUAUUGGUAAGAAAGCUCAUAAAUGUAAAGAAUGUGGAAAAGCUUUUCAUUCUAGCUCACAACUUUCAAAACAUCAAAGGAUUCAUAUUGGUGAGAAACCCUAUAAAUGUAAGGAGUGUGAGAAGGCAUUUUCAUCUACCUCACAACUUAAUUUACAUCAGAGAAUUCAUACAGAUGAGAAAUACUAUGAAUGUAAGGAAUGUGGAAAAGCCUUCACCCGUCCCUCACAUCUUUUUCGACAUCAGAGAAUCCAUACAGGUGAGAAACCCCAUAAAUGUAAGGAAUGUGGUAAAGCUUUUCGUUAUGAUACACAACUUAGUCUUCAUCAAAUAAUUCAUACUGGUGAAAGACGCUAUGAAUGUAAAGAGUGUGGAAGAGUAUAUAGUUGUCCCUCACAACUGAAUCUGCAUCGAAGAAUUCAUACUGGUGAGAAACCUCAUAAAUGUAAGCAGUGUGGGAAAGCUUUUAUCUCUGAUUCACAUCUUAUUCGACAUCAGAGUGUUCAUACUGGUGAGAAACCAUAUAAAUGUAAGGAAUGUGGGAAGUCCUUUCGCCGUGGCUCAGAACUUACUCGACAUCAGAGAGCUCACAGUGGUGAGAAGCCCUAUAAAUGUAAGGAAUGUGGAAUGGCCUUUACUUGUAGCACAGAACUUAUUCGACAUAAAAAAAUUCACACUGGUGAGAGACCCCAUAAAUGUAAGGAAUGUGAGAAGGCUUUUAUUAGAAGGUCAGAACUUAUUCAUCACCAGAGAAGUCAUACUGGUGAAAAACCAUAUGAAUGUAAGGAAUGUGGGAAGGCCUUUGGUCGCAGCUCAGAACUUAAUCGACACCAGAAAAUUCACACUGGUGAGAAACCUUAUGAAUGUAAGCAAUGUGGGAAAGCCUUUAUUCGUGGGUCACAUCUUAGUCAACAUCAAAAAAUUCAUGCAGCAUAG
Molecule: messenger RNA, 1659 nt
Organism: Pipistrellus nathusii (Nathusius's pipistrelle)
Lineage: Eukaryota; Metazoa; Chordata; Mammalia; Chiroptera; Vespertilionidae
Source: the annotation of a GenBank genome assembly